Mucor velutinosus is the source of this 300-nucleotide messenger RNA. RefSeq lists its product as uncharacterized. NCBI's taxonomy places the organism in Eukaryota, Fungi, Mucoromycota, Mucoromycetes, Mucorales, Mucoraceae. The record is from RefSeq and is a predicted model, not a curated record. Gene Ontology annotation, biological process: tRNA transcription by RNA polymerase III; transcription by RNA polymerase I; transcription by RNA polymerase II. Gene Ontology annotation, cellular component: RNA polymerase II, core complex; nucleus; RNA polymerase III complex. Bases 1 to 300 code for a protein of 99 amino acids. Gene Ontology annotation, molecular function: DNA binding. The transcript has 2 exons.
AUGGGCGAACAAGACAAUGUCAUGAUUCUCGAGAAAGGAAAUGAGGUUGUGUCUACAGAGAGCAAAGUGAAGCAAACAACUCCUUAUAUGACAAGAUAUGAAAGAGCAAGAAUUCUAGGCACUCGUGCACUUCAAAUCAGUUUAAAUGCUCCUGUCAUGGUUGAACUUGAUGGAGAAUCCGAUGCAUUGGUGAUUGCUAUGAAGGAAUUACGAGAAAAGAAGGUCCCUCUUAUUGUUAGACGUUUUCUUCCUGAUCAAACCUUUGAAGAUUGGGAUGUCAAGGAUUUGAUUGUCGAUUAA